AAACCUGACUUUAACAAACCAGGUGGAGAUACGGAAUUGAUUGGAGACAUCUGUGAACCAGGAUGGGCAGCUAAUAUAUCUUGCAGAGCCGCCAUGUAUCCUGAUGUUCCCAUUGAACAGCUUGGACAAACAGUGGUGUGUAACGUCUCUGAGGGGCUAGUAUGCAAAAAUGAAGACCAAAAGCCAGGUGGGGUCAUUCCUAUGGCCUUCUGCCUCAACUAUGAGAUGAACGUUCAGUGCUGUAAGUGUAUCACCCAACCCACGACCAUGACAACCACCACCACAGAGACCCCAACCUCAACACCCACCACAACCAUCACCACCACAGAGACUCCAACUCUGACACCCACCACCACAGUGACUCUGACCCCAACACCCAUCACCACCACCACUACAGUGACCACAACAACCCCCACCAGCACACAAACCCCAACCCCAACGUUGACGACCACCACUACAACACCAACCCCAACACCCACCAGUACACAGACCCCAACCCCAACACCCAUCACCAUCACCACCACGACAGUGACCUCAACCCCAACACCCACCAGCACACAGACCCCAACCCCGACAUCCAUCACCACCACCACUACAGUGACCACAACCCCAAUAUCCACCAGCACACAGACUCCAACCCCGACACCCAUCACCACCACCACGACAGUGACCCCAACCCCGACAAUCAUCACCACCACCACUUCU
Molecule: messenger RNA, 705 nt
Organism: Piliocolobus tephrosceles (Ugandan red Colobus)
Lineage: Eukaryota; Metazoa; Chordata; Mammalia; Primates; Cercopithecidae
Product: mucin-2-like
Exons: 2
Source: RefSeq, a predicted model, not a curated record